Molecule: messenger RNA, 825 nt
Organism: Prorocentrum cordatum
Lineage: Eukaryota; Dinophyceae; Prorocentrales; Prorocentraceae
Source: the annotation of a GenBank genome assembly
AUGGCCACCGUCAGGGGUGUGGCGGUCUCUGACCGGCACCCCUACUUGUUUAGUGCCUCGGAGGACUGCGAGGUGAAAUGCUGGGACCUAGAACAGAACAUGGUGAUCAGAAACUAUCACGGACAUCUGAGUGGUGUCUAUUGCCUUUGUCUUCACCCCACCCUCAAUAUCCUUGCCACUGGCGGACGGGACUCUUCGGUCCGCAUCUGGGACAUGCGGACGAAGAUGGGGAUCUUCGUCUUCGGAGGGCACACCAAUGCAAUAUGCUCGCUCGUGUCGCAGGCGUCCGAGCCGCAGUUUAUCAGUGGCUCUAUGGACCGUAUGGUUCGCCUGUGGGAUCUUGCCGCUGGCAAGUGCUCCGUCACCCUGACAAAUCACAAAAAGAGCAUCCGUGCCUUAGCCAUCCACCCGCUGGAGUACACCUUCGUGUCGAGCUCGUCCGACCACAACAAGGUGUGGAAGUGCCCCAGGGGGCAGUUCGAGCGAAACAUCGAUGGCCACAAUGCAAUUGUGAACGGGUGCUGCAUCCGCGAGGCGGAAAAGGGCUCCUCGAUCUUGAUCAACGGCACAGACAGUGGCCACCUCCACUUCUGGGAUUGGGCCAGCGGCCACAAGUUCCAGAGCAUUGAAGGCAAACCUCAGCCGGGCAGCAUGAGCGCCGAGAACGGGAUCUUCGCCACGACCCUGGACCAGAGUGGCUCGCGGCUCAUCACCGCAGAGUGUGACAAGACGAUCAAGAUUUACCGUGAGGACCCCAACGCCACUCCGGAUAGCCACCCGCUCAACUGGAAGGCACCGGCGAUGAACGCGGCGCACCGAUAUUGA